AUGGAGGAGACAGUCCUUCAUCACACGUCCAUCCUCCAUCGCAUCGGAUCAGCUAUGGAUCUAAUGAUGGAGAGGAUGGAUCGUUGGGAGAGGAGUGGUCUCCCUACUACCCCACCUACCCUCCCUCCAGCAACUAUACCAUCUCCUCCAGCGGGAUCCGGUGCCAGCGCUUUGCGUAUUACGCCUCCAAGUCAGUACGAUGGAGCGGCGGCGGGGUGCCAGGGAUUCCUGCUACAAUUAGAUCUGUACCUGGCCACCGUUCGACCAGCUCCCUCGGACGAAGAGAGCGUGAGUGUCCUCGUCUCCUGCCUGACGGGUAGAGCCCUAGAUGAAGGCCUGAUCCUGAAGAAGUCAGGAGGAAACAUGUUCCCUGUGUGUUACUGGUGUGGCUUCAACAGCGUGUGUUACUACUGGUCAAAGAGGGCACUCACCAUCAAGUGCUCCACAUACAGGCAAGCUCGCUGGUGGAGUCACUCCAUCGAUGAGUUUGCUCAGAAGUAUGGGAUAGACUUCCUGGGAUCCUUCGCUCCCAUCAGAGAAAACACCAAAACACAAUGGUCCGUCAACACAGUGGGCUACUUUGAUGCCAUCGCUGACGCCCUGGAAGGAGCCAAAGAGGAAAUCUUCAUCACAGCCUGGUUUAGUCCUGAAAUCUUCUUAAAAAGGCUUGUGGUUGAUGGGAACACCUGGAGAUUGGAUUAUGUUCUGAAGCGUAAAGCAGAGCAGAGGGUUAAUAUCUGUGUGGCAGUUAUUCUGGGACUGAACAGAGAGUAUACCAAGAGAACCCUCAUGGGCCUCCACCCAAACAUCCGAGUGAUUGGGCACCCUGACCAUGAACCCACUACUGCCCUGUUGUGGGCGCACCACAAAAAGACUGUGGUGAUUGAUCAAUCGCUGGCUUUCCUGGGAGGCAUUUAUCUGGCCUACGGGUACUGGGAUGACUCCCAGCACAGACUCACUGAUGUGGGCAGUGUGCGGAGGAGUCCCCAGCCCAGCCCUCUCCCCCAGCUCCACCAGAAUAUGUUUCAAAGCUUUUUAAUGACCUUGAAAGAUUUUAUCAAGGACUCUUUCCGUGUCUCUCCCCAGCAAUCGGCUACUAUUGCCAAGGAAGAGGAGGAGGAAGAUGAGAGGAAGUAUAGCGAGCACUGUGGCAGCCCCAGUUGGCAGCCCCAGAGACUGAGUUACAGAGGCCUUGCCCAGAGAAAGACGCCUAUAGAUGCACAACAAAGGAAUGUGGAUGCCAACGCUGGCCACUCUAGUAUUGACCACCAAGAGGAGAGCUAUGGAAAAGCCCCCUUCCCUAGCAGGGAGCCCCAGAGUGGGUCUUUUGAAAAGGAGUGUCUUGCCCUUCCUGUAGUAACAGUGCCCGGGAAUGGUGACAGUAAUGUUGCCUUUCAAAGGGAGACCUAUGAAAGCGCCCCCCACCCCAGGAUCAGAAAUCAAGUAGAGAGCAAUGGAAGAGAUGCCCUGCCCGGCAUGAAGGAGAAGUGGCAGCCUAUGACUGUGUACCUCUCCAAAGCCUCUACCACCACUGCUCCGAUUCAAGUAUUGAGGUUGAUAGGCCAGUGGUCUAUAGGAUCUAACAUCCACAAGGAGUCUAUAUACCUGGCCUACAUCUCUGCCAUCCAGAACAGCAAACACUUAAUCUACAUCCAGAACCAGUUUUUCAUCAGCUGUGCAGACAGAACCAUUCACAACAGCAUAGGAGAUGCACUGACACAGAGGAUCCUACGAGCGUACAGGGAGAAAAGGCGGUUCCGGGUGUACAUAGUGAUGCCUCUGCUACCCAGCUACGAAGGCGACAUCUCCUCAGAAGGGGGCCAAACCAUCAAAGCCAUCAUGUACUUUAAUUACAGGACCAUGUGCUGGGGAGAUCACAUCGAGAGACUGAAAUGUGUGAUGGAAGCCUGCUGGAUCAACUACAUCUUGUUCUGUGGGCUGAGGACUCAUGCUGACCUGGACGACAGACUAGUCACUGAGCUGAUCUAUGUCCACAGCAAACUGCUCAUAGUGAACAAUCGCACCAUCAUCAUCGGCUCAGCCAACAUCAACGACAGAAGCAUGCUGGGUAAGCGGGACAGUGAGAUGGAGGUGGUGGUGGAGGACGCGGACAUGGUAAUGGCCGUGAUGGACAGAGAGAGCUACCAGUUUGGGAGUUUUGCCCUGUCACUCAGAGAAGAGUGUUUCAGGUCAUUCAAAUUAAUAAGAAAAAGUGGG
This is a messenger RNA of Salvelinus namaycush (lake trout), 2217 nucleotides long. Its product is annotated as phospholipase D1. The record is from RefSeq and is a predicted model, not a curated record. Gene Ontology annotation, molecular function: catalytic activity. Gene Ontology annotation, biological process: regulation of microvillus assembly; cell motility. NCBI's taxonomy places the organism in Eukaryota, Metazoa, Chordata, Actinopteri, Salmoniformes, Salmonidae.